AUGGAACGAAAUGGACCUACUUAUGGAAUAUCAUUUACACGUGCUCAAGCUGAUACAUUGAUUCGACAAUAUUUAAAUAAGAGUAUACUUUCAUUUGAAUACAUUGACACUGGUUAUAAUAAUUUGAUAUUUUUUAUUGACACGGCAGAAAGUACUGAACGUUAUGCACUUAAGAUUGGUGGACGUUAUUGGAAUAAAAUUAAAACAGAAGCAGAAGUCAAAGCAUUGGAAUUACUUACAAAAUAUACAACAAUACCUGUACCAAAAGUUCUUGCUUAUUCAUCUGAUCGAAAUAAUGAAUAUGGUGUCGAAUGGAUAUUAAUGACACGUCUACCUGGUAAAAAUAUGGGCACAAUAUGUGAAACUCAACAAUUAAGUAUUAAUGCAAAAAAGUCAAUUAUACGAGAUUUAGCUGAUUAUGUUGAACAAAUGCAUUUUCGAAUACCCCGUUUCGAUAAAAUAGGUGCAUUCAAAAUGAAUGGAGAAAUUGGUACUGAUCUCAAUCAACUUGGACCUUGGCCUAGUUAUGAACAAUUUAUUCGUGAUCGUGUUCAUGCAGAUGCAAUUGUUCUUAAUAAAGAUCCAGUUUUUGCACCUAUUAAAGAUUCAAUGUUUGAUGCUAUUCAUGAGUUUGAUAAACUCAAAUUUCCAUCAUGGACAAAUUUACCAUUUCUAUUUUCACAUGGAGAUCUUGAUACUCAAAAUAUUUUAAUAUCAAUGGAUGAUCCUGAAUCACCACAUAUUACUGGAAUAGUCGAUUGGGAAUGGGCUGGUUCAUUUUCAUGUUCAGAAGAAUAUUUUACUUCAUAUCAAUAUUUUCUGAAUGAUGAUGAUGAUAAUGUUCGAAAUUACUUUUUUGAAGAGUUAGAAAAACGAAAUAUUUUAACACCACGAACAAUUGAACAAUUUUCUUUACUAGAAAAAUUUAAUCGAUUUGCAACAAAUUUAGCAUUAUGGGAACUUACAGAUUUAGUUGAUCCAGAACAUUCAAGUGUCAACGAAAAAUUAGAAAAAAGUCGUUAUAUUGUGCAAUCAGUGAUAUGUGAAUUAAAAAACGAGUUGAAAUAA
Messenger RNA from Rotaria sp. Silwood2, 1068 nucleotides. The record is from the annotation of a GenBank genome assembly. NCBI's taxonomy places the organism in Eukaryota, Metazoa, Rotifera, Eurotatoria, Philodinida, Philodinidae.